Molecule: messenger RNA, 801 nt
Organism: Lepidothrix coronata (blue-crowned manakin)
Lineage: Eukaryota; Metazoa; Chordata; Aves; Passeriformes; Pipridae
Product: killer cell lectin-like receptor subfamily F member 1
Exons: 7
Coding region: 1-801 (266 amino acids)
Source: RefSeq, a predicted model, not a curated record
AUGGCAGGGGAUGUCACAUAUGCGGAUGUGGCAAUGCUGCCUAGGGAAAAACCACACGUUCCUUCUCAGACACCAGUUCCAGGAAACAUGAUCAUGUACGCUGAGCUGCGCAUGAAGCCGAAACCCAAAGGCAACAGCAGACCAGAGACUUCCUCUUCCGGCUGUCGACACAGGUGCUCAGCCUGGUUCUAUGUGGUGCUGGUCCUGGGAGUCCUUGUGCUCAUUCUGCUCGGAAUCAUAGCCAUACAAGCCAAGCAAUUUUUGAAGGGCAGAGCAGGAAAAUCAGAAGGUUUGUCCCAGUAUAGUCUGAAUAGCAGCAACAAUCACAUUUCUUCAGAGAAGACCUUCCCUGCAGUGCUCCUGAAAUGGCUCGUGGAGGAACUGUGUGAAGAUGGACAGGGAACUACAUGUGAGCUCUGUCCUCCCGGGUGGCAGCUGCACAGGGGCAGAUGUUACUACUUCUCUGAGGAGGCUAGAAGCUGGGAUGACAGCCAGAAAAAGUGUCUGGCCAGGAAAUCCCAGCUUCUAGUCAUUGAAGAUGAAAUUGAGAUGGAAUUUAUAGACAAUAAAGAAAAAGAUCCAAAAUAUAUCUGGAUUGUGUUGAAGACUCAAGACAAGAAGAAACAAUGGAGUUCAGUUGGAGAUCAUGGAGUAAAAGUAAACAGCAGAAGAGCUCUAAAGAGAAUUGAGACCGACAAGAACUGUGCUGUUUACAGAAGGAAAAAUGUGAUCCAAGCAGACAACUGUCAGACAUUGAAAAAGUGGAUCUGUAAGAAGAACGCAACUUUGCUGGAGCUCUGA